AUGGGGAGAGAGGCGGCGAUCGAGUACCUGGCGAUGAAGACAGACGGCGCCGUCAGCGGGGAGAGGCUGAUCCAGUCCGAUCUCCGCGAGCUCGGAGCGGCAGCGGCUAACCUCGCCUCCCACGCCAUCAUCCUCACGAGUAGCCUAGGGUUCGGCACGACCUUCUUCAAAUUCCUCGCCUCCGUUGCCGCAAUGUAAGGACCUGGUAGCAUCUCUCUCUCUCUCUCUCUCUCUCUCUCUCUCCCUUUCUCUCUCUCUCGCUCUCGCUCUCUUCAUCACAGUCAUGGACGUGCCACAGAAAUCAGAGAUUUCCCCUGGAAAUUCAACCUCUGCUUGCGAAUUUUGUCGGGAAAUUCAGCGGCAGUUCCCAUAUUUCUGGAGCGGAUUCUUCGUAGAACAGAUGGAUCUGAUCUUGCUGCCUGAAUUGUGGGUGCUUUCCGCAGAUAUCUGCUGAUUCUGGAUCGGACGAACUGGAAGACCAACAUGCUGACCGCCCUCUUGAUCCCCUACAUCUUCCUGAGCCUUCCCUCCGUCCUCUUCAAGUUUCUCCGGUGGGUGGGCCUUCUCUCUAAUCCCUUCCCACCCUUCGUCCGAUUUUAGCGCUCUAAGAAGCCGUCCUUUGCCUUCUCCUCCAGAGGGGACGUCGGUAAGUGGAUCGCCUUCAUCACCGUCGUCCUGCGCCUCUUCUUCCCCCGCCGCUUCCCAGGUGAGCUCCACCCUCCUCCAUCAUCCCCCUUCGCCCUCUCUCUGUCUCUGUCUCUGUCUCUGUCUCUGUCUCUGUCUCUCUCUCUCUCUCUACUAUCAAUCUAUCUAUCGAUCUAUCUAACUAUCUAUCUAUCUCUAUCUCUCUUGGUGAAGACUGGUUGGAGCUGCCGGGGUCGCUGAUACUGCUACUGGUUGUGGCGCCGAAGAUCCUGGCGAACACGGUGAGGGACAGCACGGUGGUGGGGGCGGUGAUCUGCCUGGUUAUCGGCUGCUACCUCCUGCAGGAGCACAUCAGGGCGUCGGGGGGCUUCAGGAACUCCUUCACGAAGAAGCACGGCGUCUCCAACUCCAUCGGCAUCAUCCUCCUCCUCGUAUACCCAACCUGGUGCCUGGUGCUGAAAUUCCUCUAG
Messenger RNA from Spirodela intermedia, 1115 nucleotides. Lineage: Eukaryota; Viridiplantae; Streptophyta; Magnoliopsida; Alismatales; Araceae. The record is from the annotation of a GenBank genome assembly.